Molecule: messenger RNA, 560 nt
Organism: Doryrhamphus excisus (bluestripe pipefish)
Lineage: Eukaryota; Metazoa; Chordata; Actinopteri; Syngnathiformes; Syngnathidae
Source: RefSeq, a predicted model, not a curated record
GUAAACCAAACAAACAUUACAUCCCAACCGCAUACUGUAGAUCGUAGAUUAGAGCUUCACCCCUUCCCCCUGAGGUGUGCCUGCAGGUAAAUAGAGGAACAGGCUGCAGAAGUGCCGGUGGGUCUGCAGAUCAGCAUCAACUCCUGAAAUGCACCACAACAAGCAAGGACGUUGUAGAGGCCGUGGUGGUGGUGGUGGUGGGCAUGGUCAGGGGCAUCAUGGCCACGGGCAUAAACAUGGAGGAUGUCACGGGCAUAAACCGGGCUGCGGAAAGGGAUGGAGGCGCAGGCACAAGUUGGGACACAAGCAUCGCAAGUGUCACAAGAAGGGGAAGGACUGUCAUGGGUCCUCUAGCAGCUCCUGCAGCAGCAGCAGCAGCAGCAGCAGUAGCGACUCUGACUAAAAGAUUCUUCGACCUAUUCUGCUGAGCCCUUCUGCUUUGCACAGUAAUCUCACAUGACAUUCUCAUUCAUUUGUCUUUUAAAAUCAAAAUGGCAAACAAGUUGUGCUAUUGUGCAUUGACAAGCUUUAUAUCUGUUGAAAUAAAUAUUUCACAUGGA